Messenger RNA from Rhinopithecus roxellana (golden snub-nosed monkey), 1414 nucleotides. RefSeq names its product solute carrier family 25 member 3 (gene SLC25A3). The coding region runs from base 150 to 1235 and encodes 361 amino acids. Gene Ontology annotation, molecular function: phosphate transmembrane transporter activity. Gene Ontology annotation, biological process: mitochondrial phosphate ion transmembrane transport. NCBI's taxonomy places the organism in Eukaryota, Metazoa, Chordata, Mammalia, Primates, Cercopithecidae. The transcript has 8 exons. Gene Ontology annotation, cellular component: mitochondrial inner membrane. The record is from RefSeq and is a predicted model, not a curated record.
UGGGCGACGCGUGCUUGUAGUGACGCGCUGUGUGCGUCACGCCGACGACGCGCGAAGGGCACACAUCUUAGGGCUGGGAGGACGUUCGGCCUCUGUGAGCCGUAACCUUUCCAAGGGAGUGGUUGGGUGAUCGCCAUCUUAGGGAAAAGAUGUUCUCGUCCGUGGCGCACCUGGCGCGAGCGAACCCCUUCAACACGCCACAUCUGCAGCUGGUGCAGGAUGGCCUCGGGGACCUCCGCAGCAACCCACCCGGGCCCACGGGCCAGCCCCGCCGCCCUCGCAACCUGGCAGCCGCCGCCUUGGAAGAGUACAGUUGUGAAUUUGGCUCCGCGAAGUAUUAUGCACUGUGUGGCUUUGGUGGGGUCUUAAGUUGUGGUCUGACACACACUGCUGUCGUUCCCCUGGAUUUAGUGAAAUGCCGUAUGCAGGUGGACCCCCAAAAGUACAAGGGCAUAUUUAAUGGAUUCUCAGUUACACUUAAAGAGGAUGGUGUUCGUGGUUUGGCUAAAGGAUGGGCUCCGACUUUCAUUGGCUACUCCUUGCAGGGACUCUGCAAGUUUGGCUUUUAUGAAGUCUUUAAAGUCUUGUAUAGCAACAUGCUUGGAGAGGAGAAUACUUAUCUCUGGCGCACGUCACUAUAUUUGGCUGCCUCUGCCAGUGCUGAAUUCUUUGCUGACAUUGCCCUGGCUCCUAUGGAAGCUGCUAAGGUUCGAAUUCAAACCCAGCCAGGUUAUGCCAACACUUUGAGGGAUGCAGCUCCCAAAAUGUAUAAGGAAGAAGGCCUAAAAGCAUUCUACAAGGGGGUUGCCCCUCUCUGGAUGAGACAAAUACCAUACACCAUGAUGAAGUUCGCCUGCUUUGAACGUACUGUUGAAGCACUGUACAAGUUUGUGGUUCCUAAGCCCCGCAGUGAAUGUUCAAAGCCAGAGCAGCUGGUUGUAACAUUUGUAGCAGGUUACAUAGCUGGAGUCUUUUGUGCAAUUGUUUCUCACCCUGCUGAUUCUGUGGUAUCUGUGUUGAAUAAAGAAAAAGGUAGCAGUGCUUCUCAGGUCCUCAAGAGACUUGGAUUUAAAGGUGUAUGGAAGGGACUGUUUGCCCGUAUCAUCAUGAUUGGUACCCUGACUGCACUACAGUGGUUUAUCUAUGAUUCUGUGAAGGUCUACUUCAGGCUCCCUCGCCCUCCUCCACCGGAGAUGCCAGAGUCUCUGAAGAAGAAGCUUGGGUUAACUCAGUAGAUAGAUCAAAGCAAUGUGGACUGAAUCUGCUUGUUGAUCAGUGUUGAAGAAAGUGCAAAAGGAACUUUUAUAUAUUUGACAGUCUAGGAAAUUGUCUAUUCCUGGUAUAAUUACUGUAGUACUCUUGCUUAAGGCAAGAGUUUCAAAUUUACUGUCGAAAUAAACCCAACUCUUCAUGA